Messenger RNA from Acanthaster planci (crown-of-thorns starfish), 957 nucleotides. RefSeq lists its product as uncharacterized. Gene Ontology annotation, biological process: cell-matrix adhesion. The record is from RefSeq and is a predicted model, not a curated record. Gene Ontology annotation, molecular function: calcium ion binding. Lineage: Eukaryota; Metazoa; Echinodermata; Asteroidea; Valvatida; Acanthasteridae.
AUGCCAAAGAUCAGGGUGCCUGUUAUCGAAGAUCGGUGCAUCGACGAAGCAGAAGGACCAGUUAACGUGACUUGGGAUGAAGUAACCGCAAUAGACACUGCUCCUGAAAACAUCACUUGCACAGAGUCUGUAGGAGGAACCAAUGUAUCACUGACUGGAGGUGUAUUUGGAGUGGGGUGCUACGUGGUAACCUGCAGGAUCGUUCUACCUGAUGGCAAAAUUGUGUCUGCAAACUUCUCCUUUUACAUCAUCGCAAUUCCCAUCAUUUCCGUGCCCGAAGUUGAAGUUCAAUGGAUCGUUUGUGGCAAAGCAUCGAUUCUAGUCACCUGGGAUAAAGUAAAUGCCACGAACGCAGAUGGUAACCCAAUAAACUGCACAAGUGAUACGGGGACCAACGUGACCGUUACAGGGGGUUACUUCCCAGUGGGAUCUCACACUGUGACGUGCUCUGUGACCAACGGUUGGGGUUGUUUCUCCUCAGCAAACUUUACAUUUGAUGUAAUCGAGUCAACUACCACUCCAGAACCAACUACCACACCGGAAAAAACCACUCUAGAACCCACCACCACCAUGGACUCAACUAUAACUUCAGAGCCCACAAGCACUUUGGAGCUGACCACCAAAGACUCUAGUACCACCCGCGAACCAACUACCACACAGGAGAAAACCACUCUAGAACCCACCACCACCAUGGACUCAACUAGAACUCCAGAGCCCACAAGCACUUUGGAUCUGACCACCAAAGACUCUAGUACCACCCGCGGUGAGUGAUUGAUUAACGCUUUUCGCUACGUCAUGAAAAUGAAAAGUCUAAAGAAAAAAAACUUUUUCACUUUUCGAGUCAACCUUUAUUCCAGAAAACAGAGAAAAGAAAAUAUAGAAAUAACAAGUGGAAAAGAAGUAUUACGAGAGAUAUAAUAAAAAUCCAAUGAACAUCACUUAUUAAACUCACAUAUG